GUUUGGGUUAUUUCGUGGUGGAACGAGGAACGCGGCGAUACGGAGGGCGGUAAAAAUACCGGGUUAGGAUUUGUCGAAGGUGAUCGUGUUGGGUUAUUCGUAAUUUUAACUGUAAAGCUGAAAAUAAUAAUCGCAAUAUAUAACGGCUCCUGCUCAAUGGCGGUAUCGUCUUUUAAACAGGCCAUUUUAGGCGUUUCGACCAUAUUUAAUUUGGUUUUAUGUGAAAACUUUUCCGGGGGGGAUAAUAAGGGCUCCGAAUUACGAAAUUUUGUUAUUGCGAGAGGUGAUAACGGCAGCAGUUUAUGUGAAAUUAACGAUAAAUAUGGUACUGUCGCAGGAAUUGCAGGAUUAAAAAUAACACAAGGCGAUUCGGCAAAUCGCGAGCAUUAUUGGCAAAAUGUCGAAGACGGCGAUAAUAAUAAAAAGGCAAUUGAUGAUCGCGAUGGCGAGAUUUCCAUUAAAUUAUUUAACGAUUGCCUCGAAAUUUCGUUAACUGUUAGACCUGGAGCGGCUAAAAACGCAUUCGAUGCCGGUAAUGGAAUUAAUGGAAUAAGGGUUAAUUUAUUAUCCUCGGUAGGGGAAGUAUGGGUUAAAUACUGGCGUAGCGACGACGGCGAUUCUGUCGUAAAAUCUAUGGUUUCCGGAAUCGUUGGACGGGACGAUAACGAUGGUGGUCCCUGGCCGGACGGGGUCGGCGCCACAUUGUGGUCGCGUGCAAUAUUACGUUGGGUUUAA
Molecule: messenger RNA, 735 nt
Organism: Pyricularia pennisetigena
Lineage: Eukaryota; Fungi; Ascomycota; Sordariomycetes; Magnaporthales; Pyriculariaceae
Exons: 2
Source: RefSeq, a predicted model, not a curated record